CAGUGGCUCUUUGUUUACACUUGUGGCACAGCAACACGGCUGGUCGUCUCUCACUCCCUUAAAAUCAUUCAUUUUAUACCCCCGAAAGACAGAGGUGUUAUCAAGAAAACUGAAGUGCAAGGUUUACAGAGGUCCAAAUCUGUCGUGACAGUUAAACUGGAGGAACGACAAUAUCAUUUUCUUCGUUUCAAGGUAUGUUCAAAACAACAGGGGAAACCUUAGUUCCAGACGGACGUGUUCGAAGAAGCCGAAGCCGAAGCCCAUCCCUUGUACUGAACGAGGUGUUCAGCGCCUGCUCUCACUGUUCACCUUUCAACAGAAUUUAUCCACAAGACAGUUUGUGGGGUUUGGAGUACCACCCUGCAGAAGCCAUAGUGCAGAUUGCCUACCUGAAAACCGACGUAGCCAUUACGAAGGCGCUAAGAAGAAAACAUUCGUAAGUACCUUCAUGAAUCUGGCCCCAGGGUAUUAAUUACUGAAGCUUUGACCCCCCUCAACAAUAAAAACAAACUCCAAACAUCAAUAAUUGGAACAGGUGGUGGUGAGGAAGUGUAGAGCGGGCGUGGAGAGACGGACGGGACUGUGGGUCAUGAUGCCAGCCUCCUCCACCCAACACUUCCUGCCAACAUGACCUGGUAUGCUCGACUACUGUGUCAUCACCCAUAUGUGGUGUUGAGCAGUGUGGUGGUGGUGGUGGUGACAUGUCUUGUACUCUCCCUUACUGCCCGCCCACUCCCAGCCUUCACCGACCCAUCCUUGGGCUUUGAAUCAAGAGGAACUGUGAUAAGUGAGCGGGCAGUAGCCUGGGAAAACCUCUUGGAUGCUACUCGUCCCAAUGGUUCCCUCAGUGUCAACCCUUCAGAUGACCCUUACUUGAUGAAACUGCUUCACUCCUUUGGAAACAACGAAGAAAAAGAAGCAGAUGAUGAGAAACUUCCAAAUCACACACACAUUGUGUGUAUUGAGAUGACACCUAAUGGCCCUGUUGAAGUAUUUGACAACUGCAGCAGCAGUAUGGGUCAAAACGGCAGUGAGGGUCGAGUAGAAAUGGACAAGACUCCUAUAUUUGAUUUAAGUGCCAUGAUGGACUCGGCUCAAAAGAAUGAAGGCAGAGGAGAAAAUCCUUCGGAAUAUAACAUGGAAAAUGAAUGGGGUCAUGAGCACAAGAACCAUGAGCAUGAUGAGCAUCUCCAUUAUCAUAUAGGAGAAGAUGGCUUUUUUUGUAAUCCUGUUGUUCCUGAGUAUGGGCAUAUGAUUGUCAAGAGCACAGUACCGAGAGACACCUUAAUUACAUUAAAGCAUUUAAAAGCAAUUUGUGAACUUGAUGACCGAUUACGUUCUCCAGCCGAGUUUGGAACAAUAUGUGAAACCUGGACCCCUGGACGUUGCUGUCCUUCCUGGUCACUUCCAAACUAUGUGGCACUACUGUCUAACCGUACGUCUUGUCACUAUAUAACGCAAGAUGAUGUUGUCAAUGUGCGUCGCUUGCUGAGAAGGUGCGCACGCCGUUUAGACCUUCAAAUAGAGCGUGGUUGUAAUGGACCCACAGGAUGUCAGCGAGUUCCUCAAGAGUGCCUGCACCAUGAUGCUGUAUACACCAUUCUUCAUUAUCUUGUUGAUGCUGCUUUUCUGAAUCCAGAGACAAGAAGUCGCCCAUCCAUUUUGGUACCAGACCCUGAUCAUCCACAACCUUUCAAGCACCCUGAGCCACAUCAUAAACACCAGAGGCAGCAGAUCCAGCAACGUCUCAGUUUAACUGCUGUGUUUGUGCCCGUGGCUCGUAGCUCUGAUGCACUUCCUUACUAUGAAGCUUUGCAAAAUCUUGAUCUCACUGUAGAUAAUGUGACGGUAGUAGCAAUGGACCUGGGUCUAAAAUACAUUCUAUUUGACAAGCUGUUAAUGACGAAUUCAUUCCUACUGGGCAUUGGUGCUGGCAUUGUGGUGGUGUUGAUGUGGUGCUACACUGGCUCACUCUUCGUCACUAUAGUCGCCAUCACCACAGUUGCCUCUUCUCUCAUCAUUGCAUACUUCAUGUACAUCUUCAUUUAUGAGAUAACUUUCUUCCCAUAUAUGAAUGUUUUAACUACUGUUAUAGCAAUAGGCAUAGGUGCAGAUGACACAUUUGUUUAUUGUCGUGUAUGGACUUUAGCCAAGCAAGAUAAAAAUGCGGGAACCAUGGUGAAGUUGGUAGGUGAUUCCCUUCAUCAUGCCGCAGCAUCCAUUAUUGUUACCUCACUAACAACUGCUGCAGCCUUUUUUGCAUCCUGUGUGUCACAUAUCACAGCCAUUCGUUGCUUCAGCAUUUUUGCCGGAACUGUGGUUCUGGCCAACCUCAUGCUUAUGCUGACCUGGGUACCAGCAUGUGUUGUGGUGGCUGAGAAGUGGGGAGCCUCCACCUGCUGUCUCUGUGUUCCCCCUGCACCUGUAUAUGCUCCCCAUCUGCCACCUCGAUGUUCUGUGCUGUGUGCCCUGCCACUCAGAUUUUGUUACUUUUGUGCUGAGUCAGCAAGAAUUUUCUUCGAGAAGAUGCUCCCUUGGGUGAUAGUGAAGCCCCGCCACCUAUGGGUCUUGUUGCUGGGUUCUCUGGCAGCAUGCAGUGCUGUUGUUGUAUUCUACUUCCCAGGCCUCAAGUUACCUGAUUCACAAGAAUUUCAACUUUUUUCAAGAGAUCAUGUCUUUGAACAGUAUGAUUUAGAGUACAAAUAUAAAUUUUGGUUUGAGAGGAAUCUAAGAAGUGAUAUUGUGAAUCUGCUACCAGUACGUAUCGUUUGGGGAAUUAAGCCAGUGGAUAAUGGGGACUACCUCAACCCUGCUUCAAAAGGAACAUUAGAAUUUGAUGAUAGUUUUGAUGUAUCUCUACCAGAAUCUCAGGAAUGGUUGCUAAACUUUUGCCGUGAUCUUCGAAACCAAAGCUUUUAUAUGUCUACCCUGGGUCCUCUACUUCCUAAUUGUUUUAUUGAAACAUUUAAAGCCUGGAUGUAUAGAAGAUGCAUAGAUCCAAAAACAGGUGUUGAUCGAUCUCCUUGCUGUGAAGGAUCCAAGUUUCCUUACUCUCAAGAUGUGUUUGAUCAGUGUAUUCAUAAGGGUAUCAAGACUCUUUACCAGACUCCAAGAGAAUACUUCAUUCCUGGAGUGGCUGGUCCCAAAUUCAGUAGAGAAACUGGAAAAGUUGUGGCCAUUGUUGUGGAAUAUGACAGCAACACUUUAUGGUCUCUCUCCUAUGAGGAUAUGCAAGACUUUUAUAAACAGGUGAAUACAUGGGUGACUAAUCAAGUAAAAGAAGCACCAAAAGGGAUGCAGGGAGGCUGGUUCACCUCAUACCUAAGUUUCUUUGAUGUACAGCAGUCAUUAUCAGUAGGAACAGGAAUAGCAGUUGCUGUUGCUGUGGGUAUCAGCCUAGCUGUGCUAGUGAUGACAACCCUUAAUGUAGUUGUGAGUCUGCUGGCAGUCUUAAGUGUAAGUGCUGUUAUUUUAGUGACAUUAGCUGCAUUAGUUUUAUUAGGCUGGCAUCUUAAUGUUUUGGAGAGUGUAACAGUGACUGUGGCUAUAGGAUUAGCAGUAGAUUUAACAUUGCAUUAUGGUGUUGCCUAUCGGUUAUCCCCGGAGGCUGAUCGAGAAGCUGCUGUGUCUUGGGCAGUGGCCCGCUUGGGCAGCCCAGUAUUUAUGGCUGCUGCAACCUCCCUGGCAGCUGGUAUUUCUAUGCUACCUGCCAAAGUUUUAGCUUAUGUUCACAUUGGUACUUUUCUUACAGUAAUCACUACAGCUUCAUACAUCUACGCAACUCUCUUUUAUCUUCCACUGUUGCGUAUAUUUGGCCCUGAAUCAGGGUGUGGACAACUCUCUUAUCCACAAUUAAGGUGCUGCUCUUGUUGCAGUCAAGGCCCUCAGCCUCAUGUGGACAAAACUGUGUAUCAGCAGGCAUUUAUGAGUGAAUCGACUUUAUCCACAUCUAGUACAUCGUGUCCAGCGCCCCAAACUCAUCCAUCAUCUGACACACAUGAACUUGAGCCCUUAACUGCAAUGCGUUUAGCUGGACGAUGUGGAACUCACACUCGUGCCAUCCACAACCCUACUAGACAUAAAGUUGGUUUAGUUGAACCCCCACCCAUAUCAGAGGUACCCCAUAACCACGUAGCAGCUCACAAUGAUGUGGGAAUUGUCUCAGGGACAGGUCGUGCUGCUAGAUCAGGAUCUUUGUCAUCCUCUGUGUGUGCGCAGGACCAUGUAAACUUUGUCCCACGAAAAGUAUCUUUGCCUUCACCUGGGGGUGCUGUGAGUGAGGGGGGCGAACCCUCUCCAAGACAUAGUGUAGCCCCAGCAUCUUCAGCUACAACAAUUCUUUAUUCAGAACCAGACACAGACUUUGGGCAACAAUUCCAGCAUCCUCCAGAAGGAAACAUCAUUCCAACAGUUCUCGCUCUUGAAAAUGGAACAUUAGUCGCCUAAGACACUGUGGAACAAAUGCGCGGCUGUGAGUGACAAUGUGUAGUACCUUCUUGUGUGAUGGUGCUAAAUUGAAGCUACCACAGAGUAUCUGUUAUUGUGAUAAUAUAUUGCUCAUUUCAUUUGAUAUAUUAGAUACUUUAUUCAGUUAUUUGUAAAGAUAACAUUAUAGGUAGCAGUUGAGUGUUGUUGCCUGCACUAUGUUUUAAUGAAAACCAUUUAUUUAUUACAUAGUGAUCAAGAAAUGUGAAUAACUAAUCUUUUGUGUAAUAAAUAUUUUAUAUUGUGUUUGAAGAAUGAUGUUGGAAUAGCGUGUAAGUUAUUGAGACUCGGUACCCUUCCAUAUGUGAGUGGGUAAAAUUUUAAUUGAUUGCAGUGAAAUAAAAAUAUAACAAGCAGUUUACAUGAUAGUUAUUUAGUAAUUUUUUACCAAAAGUAAUGUUACUGUAUUGACAUACCAUAAAUGGAAAACAAAAAUAAAAAAAUACUAAAGCCCCAGUGUUAAGAGAAUCAAAGAUGCACUUGCCAGGGUCCAAGGGGCAUUUUGCAUAAUUUAAGGUUUAAGUCGAGCAGAAAUGUACACUCUAAAAUUGGUAUACAGUGGAACCUCCAAAUCAUUCUAGACCUGUGUAUCCAGAUAAAAUAAUCCAAAAAUUACACGUAAUUACACUUAACCACCGUGCUGCGCCGAGUUUAUUGUGAAAUUACCCCUGUACGCAUGAAAUAGUGUUCCCAAAAAAUUCUUUUUCUUCAUAAAAUGAUAAAUUCCCUUCCCUGAACAAAUCUAUGUAAAAAUAAAUACCAAAUUCCACUUACUUUAACUGUGAGGACGUGGACAAGGUGCGCUAUGACGUCAUCAGGGGCUGGUCGCCCGUGCUUGACAUGCUCAGACACGGUCACACGGGCCAUUCAAGCACCGGAUGUUGCCACAAAUAUAUAUUCAAUUAUUUGUUCUAUGUAUUUCCAAUGCGGUUUUAUUUGUUUUUUCAUCGUAUAUGAUGCAUAUUUGUGUCCUUUACAAUAUG
This is a messenger RNA of Procambarus clarkii (red swamp crayfish), 5468 nucleotides long. RefSeq names its product RND transporter family member dispatched. Gene Ontology annotation, molecular function: transmembrane transporter activity. Gene Ontology annotation, biological process: smoothened signaling pathway. Gene Ontology annotation, cellular component: membrane. NCBI's taxonomy places the organism in Eukaryota, Metazoa, Arthropoda, Malacostraca, Decapoda, Cambaridae. The record is from RefSeq and is a predicted model, not a curated record.